AAUGAACAUGGAAUUAUCCUAUCACUAGUGUAAUAUUGAUCGUUUGCUCAACUGGUCAGUGCCCAGGCUACAUCUGAAUACGUCGACGAGAGAAGUGGAUGAUGCCUAAUGGUUCCCAGUCAUUGGCCCCCUGCAGAAAUGCCCUGAGACUGUAUUUGGAUUGAAGCCAAGUUGCUGAUAUGCAUUGAAGAUGAGCGGUGUAGGUGAAAAUUCCUCAGACCCUGCUAGGGCAGAGUCUCAGAAACGCAAAGAAUGUUCCUCUGAUCUCCUGGGCCCCAGCCCCAAACGAAGCACUGAGAAGCGAAACCGGGAGCAUGAGAAUAAGUACAUUGAAGAACUCGCCGAGCUGAUCUUUGCAAACUUCAAUGACAUUGACAAUUUCAAUGUUAAGCCUGACAAAUGUGCAAUCUUAAAAGAAACUGUGAAACAGAUUCGUCAAAUAAAAGAGCAAGAAAAAGCGGCCACGGCCAAUGAGGAGGAGGUGCAGAAGGCGGACGUCUCCUCGACAGGCCAGAGCGUGAUUGACAAAGAUGCCCUCGGACCAAUGAUGCUUGAGGCCUUGGACGGGUUCUUCUUUGUGGUGAACAUGGAGGGGAACAUCGUGUUUGUGUCAGAGAACGUGACACAAUACCUUCGCUAUAACCAGGAAGAGCUUAUGAACACCAGUGUGUACAGCAUUCUGCACGUGGGUGACCAUGCAGAGUUCAUCAAGAACCUGCUGCCCAAAUCCCUGGUGAACGGCGUGCCCUGGUCCAGCGAGAACCCGAGACGGAACAGCCACACCUUCAACUGCCGCAUGCUGGUCAACCCGCACAACGAGGCCGAAGAGGAGACGCAAGAUCACGAGACCCAGCAGAAGUACGAGACCAUGCAGUGUUUCGCCGUCUCCGAGCCAAAGUCCAUUAAAGAGGAGGGCGAGGAUUUUCAGUCCUGUCUGAUCUGCGUGGCACGCCGAGUCCCCAUGAAAGAGCGUCCCAUGCUGCCAACACACGAGAGCUUCACUACCAGGCAGGAUCUCCAAGGCAAAAUCACCUCACUGGACACUAGUCUGCUGCGUGCAUCAAUGAAGCCAGGUUGGGAGGAUCUGGUGAGAAGAUGCAUUCAGCGCUUUCACCUCCAGAAUGAAGGAGACAUCUCCUUUGCCAAACGCCAUCAGCAAGAAGUGCUGCGACACGGACAGGCGUUCAGUCCCGUCUACCGCUUCUCUCUGUCUGACGGCACCAUCGUCUCUGCACACACCAAGAGCAAACUGGUGCGUUCACCAGCCACCAAUGAGCCGCAGCUCUACAUGUCUCUGCACGUCCUCCAGAGAGAGCAAACAGUAUGUGGUGUGAAUCAGGACAUGGGCUCAGGGCAAACCAUGGCUAAACCCAUGAACCCAGUCUCCUCCAUGACCUCUCCCAACCCUGCCGGUGCAAGCGGGCCCCAGGGCCAGGACACCACUGUCAGUAGCAACACCUCCACCUUCUCCUCCCCAGGAGGCCCCAAAGAGCCUGGGGCAGUGGGUCCGGUGCAGGGCUACCGCUUCGGAUGCCCAGGGGCGCUGAGCCACACCGCUGCCAUGCAGGCAGCCACUCCUCAGGGCGGCAGCUAUGCACUGAAAAUGAACAGUCCUUCUCAAGGCAGCCCGGGCAUGUUGUCCCCGCGCCACCGCGCCAGCCCUGGGGUGGCCAGUUCCCCCCGCCUGGCCCCGCCACAGUUCUCUCCUGCGGGUAGCCUCCACUCGCCGGCAGGCUUGUGCAGCAGCAGUAGCGGAGGGGGAGGUGGCGGCGGCGGCGCGGGCUCUGGUCACGGCUACACCAGCAACUCCCUCAACGCUCUGCAGGCCCUCAGCGAAUGCCACGGAGUCAGUCUCAGCUCGCCAGACAGAAAACUGGGCUCUCCAGCUGGCGUGGGCGUCAGCCCUCACCUGCUGAGCAAGAUGGGCGGAGGAGACUCGUUUGGGGAGCAGUCACAGUCGGAGCAGGGCCAGCAAGAGGAGGGUUCCGAGCAGAAAGAGGAGAAAGAGAGCCUGGGAGCGUUUGCCAGCGCGGACACCAGCGACCCACAGAACCGGCUGCACGACAGCAAGGCCCAGACCAAGCUCCUCCAGCUGCUCACCACUAAAACUGAGCCGAUAGACCCUCCUUCGCCUCCCUCUGCACCCGGAGGAGAGUCCGUCUGUAAGGAUCAGUCAGGAGCACAGGGGACGGGAGGCAUGGGCGGUCAGGGCGGGUCGACCCCGGGGACCCACGCCACCUCCCUGAAGGAGAAGCAUAAGAUCCUCCACAGACUCUUGCAAAACAGCACCUCCCCGGUGGACCUGGCCAAGCUGACGGCCGAGGCCACGGGGAAGGAGUUGUGCCAGGACGCGGUGGGCGGCGGCGCCAGCGUGGCGGAUCUGGCCGCCAAACAGGAGCCCAUCAGCCCCAAGAAGAAAGACAACGCACUGCUGCGCUACCUGCUGGACAAGGACGACAACGUACUCAAAGACAAGGGCAUCAAGGUGGAGCCCGGAGAGAUUAAAGUGGAAGGCGGCAAGAUGACCAGCAUUAAGACGGAGAAGGCGGACGGGGGCUACGAUCGAGCGGAGCAGUCAAGUGAACUGGAUGACAUUCUCGAUGACCUGCAGAAUAGCCAACCCCAGCUCUUCUCAGAGAGCCGGCCCGUGUCUCUGCCGGCCGCCGUGGACAAGCAGUCCAUCAUCAACGACAUCCUGCAGAUGACGGGGGAGGGAGGACCCGCCGCCAUGGGCACCGCACAGCAGCAGCAGCAGCAGCAGAGAAACCUACAGGGCAUGGGCCAGGCCAAUUUCACUGGCCCCAGACCAGGUCAACCCAACAGAGGGCCUUCAGUGAGGAAUGUUUCUUUAGACAUGAACAUGUCUGCUAAGGUCUCUCCAGGCCAGUAUCCUCUCAUGAGAAACAACAGUCCCUACUCCAUCAUGCAGCAGCAAGGCAUGAUGGGAAACCACAAUGUCAUGGCCAACCAGUCCAACAUGGUCAACACAGGAGUGCUUGGUCCAAAUGUUCCUCGUCCAGGCAUGCAGCAGGAGGCCUGGGGACCCCAAGGCCCAGCGGUCAGUAGCUCAGCCUCAGCCCCGGUGCCCUCCACGCAGCAGUCCCUCCAGCAGGGGGCGAUGCAUAACCGCAUGGGACCCAUGCCCAUGAGACCCAGCGGCCAGCAAGGGCCCAGACAGAUACUUCAGUCUCAGAUAAUGCCCAACGCCCAAGCUAACAUGGAUAUGGGCAUGGGCACACACCAGUUCCCCCAGCAACAGGCGCCACCCAAUCAGACAGCUCCGUGGCCUGACAGCAUGAUGCCCAUUGAGCCCUUUGGGAACCAGAACAGGACGGUAUACAGUAACCCUCAGGAGGAGGUGCUGUGCCCCCCCACGCCGGCCGACGGCCAAGCCGACGAGGGAACCCUGCUCAGCCAGCUCUACACCGUGCUCAAGGACUUUGACGGCCUGGAGGAGAUCGACAGGGCCCUGGGCAUUCCUGCGUUAGUGGGCCAGGGCCCACCUGUGGAGCAGGAGCAGUUCCCCAGUCAGGAUCCCAGCAUGCUGCUGGAUCAGAAGCCGCCCAUGUACGGGCAGCAGUACGCACCUCCCUCUCAUAUGCCGUCAGGGAACUACCCACCCAUGCAGGACCCCAAUUUCCACGGCAUGGCCAGUCAGAUGGGCCAACGGCCCGGCUACCCUAUGCUCCGUAUGCAGCCUCGCCCGAACCUCCGACCCACGGGCGUGGUGCCCAACCAGCCCAACACACUCAGACUGCAGCUCCAGCACCGCCUACAAGCUCAGCAGAAUCGCCAGCCUGUAAUGAAUCAGAUGAGUGGAGUGUCCAAUAUGAACCUACCUCUAAGACCCAACGUACCGAAUCAGGGGACCAUCAACGCUCAGAUGGUGGCUCAGCGACAGAGAGAGAUGCUGAGCAAUCACCUCCGCCAGAGGCAGCUGGACCAGCAGAGACAGCAGCAACAGCAGCAGCAGCAGCAGCAGCAACAGCAACAGCGCAGCAUGGUCAUGCGCGCCCAGGGUCUCAACCUCCCACCCAACAUAACCGCCAUGCCCGGAGCCAUGAGCAACCCGCGGAUCCCCCAGGCAAACCCCCAGCAAUUCCCCUACCCGCCCAACUACGGUACAGGACUGGCCUCUCCACCCCCCUCCACCAGCCCUUUCUCCCCCAUCUCCCCCAACCUGCCCGCCCCACAGCUCUUAUCCCACAGCUCCUUGCAUGGCUCCCAGAUGAGUCUGGCUAACCAGGGGAUGAUGGGCAACAUGGGCGGACAGUUUGGGCCUGUAAUGAGCCCUCAAAUGCAGCACAGUGCCUUUCAGUUUCCCAGCUCAGGAAUGAAUCAGCAGCCUGACGGGGGGUUUGGAGGAGCUGCCACCCCUCAGAGCCCUCUCAUGUCCCCUCGGAUGGGCCACGCCCAGAGCCCCAUGAUGCAGCAGCCACAGGGCAAUGCCACCUUCCAGUCUUCGCCUGAUAUCAACGGCUGGCCACAAGGCAACAUGACCGGCAACAGUAUGUUCACCCAGCAGUCACCCCCUCAGUUUCCACCACAGUCCAACGGCAACAUGUACAAUGGGAACAACAUGAACCUCAAUGUGUCCAUGGCAACCAACUCCAGCAGCAUGAGCAACAUGGGUCAGAUGGCCGGCCAGAUGAGCGUCACCUCCAUGGCGUCUGGGCCUACAGCAGGCCUGGCCAACAUGGGCCCUGAACAGAAAUACUGUUGACCUGAGGGCUAGCGUAAGUUCAGAGCAGCACAGGAGUGUCUGAUGAAGACGUCAAUCAUUUCCAGCAACUCUACCUACCCAUGGGGCCCUGGGCCCAGUGGGUAGCCCUGAGCGCUGGCCCACCUGAGGCCCACCUGCCCUGCCUCAUGCCCCUAUGCUGGAGCCUUCACUCUGGACAAGCCCAGGGGGGGGGGAGGACUACACCUAUACAAACACACACACGCAAACACUUUUGACCCUUUUGGACCUACAGCUCCCCCCGGAUGCGGGCCCUCUCACUCUGAUACACUGCAGACCCUUGACGUCGCUCUGUCAAAUCGCAUUCACCGUAGUGUGACUUAGGUCUCCCCUAAAAGACUCGACGACAGUCACAUCGGGAUCCUUGUCCUAUGAAUGUAUUCCUCUCUGUCUCUCUUUCUCUCUCUCUCUCUCUCUCUUUCUUUCCCGCUCUCUUUCUCUCUUGUUUUCUCCCUCUGUCUCUCUCUCUCUCUCUCUCUCUUUCUCUCUCUUCAAUUUUGAAAAGACACUUUGCUUUCUGGAAUCCCAUCCUCCUUUCUCUCUGCUUUCCUCCCUCUCUGACGUUCCAAUACGGGCAAGAAGACUGCGUGCAAAACCUGCGCAGCACUCAAGAUUUUAGCCAUUUUUGCCUUUUUCUCUUUUCUUUUCUUUUUUUUUUUCUUUCUUUUUAGCGAAAACAACGGAAUGGAAUUUGAAAUGGCUUCUAAAUUGAUCCUGAAAAUACAGAUGAAUGGUGUGAGGACAAUGUAGUGGUUUGUAAUUAGACUUAAUUUAGUCAAAAAAGGUUUAUGGUGUAUUACAUGAAGUUUUAUUCUUAUGUAUAGUUUUUUAAGCCGUGUAGAUUUCUUUAUUAAACUAGCGAUGAGAAAAGAAAAUCAUUCUGAAGUGAUGAGAGUAUAAAGCAACUCUUGGCAAUUUCAACCUGGAACUGCUUCUCUAUCUGAAAUACUUCUCUAUAAUUACUGAAAAAUUGAUUUUUUUUUUUCUUUGGUCCAGUAGUUUCAGCAAAGUGAUUGCGACCUGUUUUCUUGUAGUUAGGGAAAAAAAAUGAAAUACUGAUAGAUUGUAAAUACCAGUAACAAAAUUCUGUUUCGUAUAAUAUUUAUUUUGAUUUGUUUGGGUUUUUUUUUUUCUCUCUCUUUCUUUUCCCAGUCUGGUCUUAACUGCUCUUUUGAGUGAGAACAGUGUUUUUGUGUGUAUGCGUGUUCUGCGUGUUCGUGUUUUGUGUGUGCGUGUGCGUGUGUGCGUGUCUUUUUUUUGGAGGGGGGGAGGGUAAGAAGCAGAGGUGUGUAAUUUUGUUUCCCUAUGGUACUAAAAGGGGUGGAGAGGUGGUGUUAGACUUUAUUUCAGUGGUAGGGAGGAGGCGUGCCGUGUAUACAGUGUACAGAUAUGCGCUUGCUUCUCAGCCUUUAGCCUAGAGUCCCCUGGCAAAAAGGGGGGGGGGGGGGGGGAC
This is a messenger RNA of Chanos chanos (milkfish), 6194 nucleotides long. RefSeq names its product nuclear receptor coactivator 2 (gene ncoa2). The record is from RefSeq and is a predicted model, not a curated record. Gene Ontology annotation, biological process: positive regulation of transcription by RNA polymerase II; cellular response to hormone stimulus. The transcript is spliced from 22 exons. Gene Ontology annotation, molecular function: protein dimerization activity; nuclear receptor binding. NCBI's taxonomy places the organism in Eukaryota, Metazoa, Chordata, Actinopteri, Gonorynchiformes, Chanidae. Gene Ontology annotation, cellular component: nucleus. The coding region runs from base 191 to 4723 and encodes 1510 amino acids.